Messenger RNA from Phasianus colchicus (ring-necked pheasant), 830 nucleotides. The record is from RefSeq and is a predicted model, not a curated record. Lineage: Eukaryota; Metazoa; Chordata; Aves; Galliformes; Phasianidae.
UUGUGCAUGCAGCGCUACCAUGGAAUCAGUGGAGUGGGGAAUACGGCCCAGCCACUGCAGUGUGGGGCUGGCAGGUGACAGAGAACAGGGAACACGACACAGGACACUGGAGACAGGGCUGGCCAUGCCCCAGCUCAGGCUAGUCCUGCUCCAUGUACUCAUGGGAAGAAGGAGGAGCAGCAGUGGCCACUGCUGCUCGACGAAGGCGCGGGCUAUGACAGCCGCGCUGCACCUCCAUAGGCACAGGCUGUCCCGCAUCACCCCCUGCCUCUACCUCAGCGACGGCAUGGCUGCAGGCAACGCACAGCUCCUGGCUGCCAACCGCAUCACCACCAUCAUCAACGUCUCCCUUGAGUUGGCCAACAUGUUUCACCCUGGCAUUGAUUACCUACGCAUCCCGGUGGCCGACACCCCCACAGCCCGCAUCUCUGCCUGCUUCAACUCCGUUGCCGACUUGAUCCGCAGUGUGGGUGAGCGCGGGGGCCGCACGCUGGUGCACUGCGCAGCCGGGGUGAGCCGCUCAGCCACCGUCUGCAUAGCCUACCUGAUGAAGCACCACGCCAUGUCACUGGCCAGUGCUCAUGCUUGGGUCCGCUCGUGCCGGCCCAUCAUCCGGCCCAACAACGGCUUCUGGCGGCAGCUCAUCCACUACGAGUAUUUGCUGUUUGGCAUCAACACCGUCCACAUGGUCCACUCACCCUUUGGGAUGAUACCUGACAUUUAUGAAAGGGAAGCGAGGAUGAUGUUCUGAGUGUGGCCCAGCUGGGAAUCAGGGGAAGCAGAAGGUGGAGUUGCAGCAGAGCUCGGAAAUAAACUCUCGUUGUCUGCCA